AUGGCAGCCACGGCCGAGCUACGCCGGACUGGCCUACUUUGUUUGGGUGGAUGGGAUUCUUAAUUCAGCCGUGAGAGGGCAAAAGAUUUAACCUGCAUGCAUUGUGGCGUCUCAUUCCUUUCGGGAGGCGUUUUCCUUGAUUUACCUGUUUAUGCUUUGGCUCAUUCGUGUGGACUUUUCUCAUUACCUUUUUGGGGGGUGAUUAGAUUGUUGGAAAUCCGUUCAUGGUGUGAAAACAAUUCCCAGCUAGUAUGUUGGCGUGUCGCCGUAGGUGACAGCGACGGUCAUCUUGACCCCAAUCUAUGGAUUAGUGUGUCUACGUCCCAACAGCGGCAGCACAACUCCUCUCGAAGCGCCCAUUAAGUUAGGGCGAUCAACACAGGAGGGGUUGAUGGAUUCAUUGGACAGCAAUGAUCCAAAAUGAGCAGGUAUGCUAAUUAGUGGCAGUGGAUGUGAUAGGCAAGCAGCCAGUCAC
Molecule: messenger RNA, 475 nt
Organism: Aspergillus vadensis CBS 113365
Lineage: Eukaryota; Fungi; Ascomycota; Eurotiomycetes; Eurotiales; Aspergillaceae
Exons: 1
Coding region: 97-363 (88 amino acids)
Source: RefSeq, a predicted model, not a curated record